CAGAGUUUUUUUCAACUGCAUUUCUGCCUUCAUCCUUCUACAUAUUUUUUUUUUCAUUCGUGUUUUCAUCGACAUCGUUCAGCAAACAAACAAACAAGCACACCCCCUCCCUUUUCACCAUUCUUCACCACGCAACCAUGGCUAUGUCUGGCGUCACUCUGGCGGACAACGUCCGCGGCGCAAUCAGCGACCUCCGCAUGAAGAAGAGCCGCUACGUCGUCCUGAGCAUCGGGGCGGAUGGCAAGAAGAUCGAGGUGACGGAGAUCGGCCAGCGCGACGUGUCCUACACGGACUUCACGGCCAAGUUCUCGCCCGAGAAGCCGUGCUACGCCGCCUUCGAUUUCGAGUACGACGACGGCGGUGCGAACCGCGAAAAGCUUAUCCUCAUUCAGUGGAUUCCUGACACCGCAAAGCCGCGUGAGAAGAUGAUGUACAGCGCCAGCCGCGAUGCGCUGAACGCCGUGUCGGAAGGCUACCUCCCCAUCCAGGCGAACGACGCCUCGGAGCUGGCGGCGGCGGAGGUCGUGCGCAAGGUGAAGUCUCAUCGCACCGCUUAA
This is a messenger RNA of Leptomonas pyrrhocoris, 557 nucleotides long. RefSeq names its product ADF/Cofilin. Lineage: Eukaryota; Euglenozoa; Kinetoplastea; Trypanosomatida; Trypanosomatidae. The record is from RefSeq and is a predicted model, not a curated record. Gene Ontology annotation, molecular function: actin filament binding. The coding region runs from base 138 to 557 and encodes 139 amino acids. Gene Ontology annotation, cellular component: actin cytoskeleton; cytoplasm. Gene Ontology annotation, biological process: actin filament depolymerization. The transcript has a single exon.